UGUGUGGAUCGCUGAGAGACUCGGAGGGUCCGGCUCAGUUUUAAUUCUCCUCUAAUCUCUGCAACAGCAGCGCUUCCUGGGUCCCGCGGCUUCUGCUCCAGCUCAGCCGCCCGCCCGCCAGCCGCCAGGCGAGCAUCCCAACCGCCUCCGCCCCAUCACCCACCAUGGACAGCCUCCAAGAAAAAGUGGCUCCGGACGCGCUUGCCUGAGAAUUCCGCACAAAAGAGGCGCUCAAAAUGAAGACCCUGGUGCACCAUGGUCUGGCAGUGUGUUUAGUGCUCACUACCAUGUGCACCAGCUUGUUGCUCGUGUAUAGCAGCCUCGGCAGCCAGAAGGAGCGGCCCCCGCAGCAGCAGCAGCAGCAGCAGCAGCAGCAACAGCAGUCGACUGCUGGCAGCGCGCAGCCAGUGGAGGAGAGCAGUCCCCAGCCACGUAGAGCCGCCCCCGCCGGACACCAGCAGUUGGAUGGAUACCUCGGCGUAACCGACCACAAGCCCCUGAAAAUGCAUUGCAAGGACUGCGCCCUGGUGACCAGCUCAGGGCAUCUGCUGCAUAGUCAGCAGGGUGCCCAGAUCGAUCAGACAGAGUGUGUUAUCCGCAUGAAUGACGCACCCACCCGAGGCUAUGGGCUUGAUGUGGGCAACCGCACGAGCCUGCGGGUCAUCGCACAUUCCAGCAUCCAGAGGAUCCUCCGCAACCGCCAUGACCUGCUCAACGUGAGCCAGGGCACUGUGUUCAUCUUCUGGGGCCCCAGCAGCUACAUGCGGCGAGAUGGCAAGGGCCAGGUGUACAACAACCUGCAGCUUCUCAGCCAGGUGCUGCCCCGGCUGAAGGCCUUCAUGAUCACACGCCACAAGAUGCUGCAGUUUGAUGAGCUCUUCAAGCAGGAGACUGGCAAAGACAGGAAGAUCUCCAACACUUGGCUGAGCACUGGCUGGUUCACUAUGACAAUCGCACUGGAGCUCUGUGACAGGAUCGAUGUUUAUGGCAUGGUGCCCCCAGACUUCUGCAGGGAUCCUAAGCACCCUUCAGUACCUUAUCAUUACUACGAGCCUUCUGGACCCGAUGAAUGUACAAUGUACCUCUCGCAUGAGCGAGGACGGAAGGGCAGUCACCACCGUUUCAUCACAGAGAAGCGGGUGUUUAAGAACUGGGCACGGACAUUCAACAUUCACUUUUUUCAACCAGACUGGAAACCAGAAUCACGCCCUGUGAAUCAUGCUGAGGAUAAACCUGUGUUCUGACGGGUGCGCGUGCCAGAGAGUAAGGUGUGGUGUCCACACCAUCAGCCACGAGAGGAAGGACUUGAACUCCAGGCAGGGAAGGAAACUGGACAGUGGUGCCCUUCAGCACCAUGGACAGAACCCACCGCCUGAGAGUAUUUCAGAAUGAACGCGUCCUGACGAGUGUUGUCUCUUUGAAAAGGAGACCGAACCCUCGCUUCAGUGACCCCCAGCCUGAGACUCUUUCAGAAUGAACGCGUCCUGAUGAGUGUUGUCUCUUUGGAAAGGAGACCGAACCCUCGCUUCCGUGACACUGCCAUGGCUAGGAACACUCCAGGGUGGAAAUAUUGCCUUCAAAACCGAAACAGGAGCAGCCCAACACCUUUAAUUGCAUUUCUUUACAGGCAUCCAUGUCAAAAGACUUUUUUUCUUUUAAAUCAGGUUAUAACCUAACCUAACCUAUAUCUUCAUCAUUUGUCAGACUCUGUGUUUUGUAAAAAGCCUGAGCAUAUGGACAUGUUUCUGAAGAGCACAUCUCCAAUGGUUUUCAUAAAGCAAAUGUCUGCUAUUUAUUUAUUGAGAGUUUUUUAGUGUACUCUAGGCAGUAUUUUUAUAGAUUAUGAUUAUGUGGCAAUUUAUUCUUCCUGACUCUUUAAUCCUGAAUGGUGGUUGGAAUGGCCUAGAAUCAGGCUGAUGAGUUACUGCAUUCACAAUGCUCAUUAUUAGCUUGAAAUCUAUAUUUGACAGGGAAAUGUGUGGCAUUGUUUGAACCCCUUGGCUCAGGCAAAUUGCUCUUUCAUAACAAGAACAGCUAUAACAUUUUCUAAUAUACAUAAAUGUUCAAAAGAACAAAGUUGAAAACCAAAAACUAUGUUAUUAAAACAAAGAAGAUGCUAAUGAGAGGAAUUUAAAGAUACAACAGCUUUAUUCAGUAGCAACUGAUACAAGUAAUUUCUCUUGAAGUUCUGCUUUCCUCUUCUUUAGAAUAUACCGGAAGAUCCCUAGAGUUCCUCUUGCAAACUAAGGGUAUAUGAGCCUCUCGCUGACCUUUAUGAGGAUUAGACACUUGGAUUGACAUGACUCUAACAGUAGCUGGAAAUUUCAAGUCAGAGUGAAAUGGUAGGGUCCUCCAGGUAGAAAUCAGGUUUCCUCCAGGGUCUCUCUUAUCCAAACUCUAUCCCUUGCCUCUCUAAAAAAGUGAGAGAAGGAGGGAGGGGUGGAGAAGAGAUCACAAAGUCAUUCCUCAGCUCACAGCUCACUGCCCCGUGAACCAUUCUGACCCACUGUCUGCAAGUCUUAGAAGUAAUAGGAAGGACUCACUCACUCGCUUCAUUCAAAUCCAAGGUCAAUAGGAUUACAGAUUUUCAUUUUAAAAAGUUAGGUUGCUCAGAAAAGACUAUACUAGACUUUUCUUUGCAUGCUGCCAACGGAGCAUUAGUGUAUCUAAUGACAGAUUUGAAGGCAGCAGCUAAUGCCAUGAGGGAACAGGCAUUACUUUACAAACAGGACAGGGCUUGUGAUUAAAGGUGUCUCACAUCACCAGUUCUUUCCCUCUUCUUAAUUAGUGAUAAUGUCCCUUUCCCUUUCAUGAAGUAGAACUAUUAAUUAUGCAGAGUACCAUUGUGGAGGUGCAAAUACAGUCCAGGUAUCCAGACAGCAGAAACCAAGUAUUAUUGUGGCUUGAGUUAUUAAAAGUCAGUAAAAAAAAAUUGAAAUUGCUGUCUAAGGCAUAGUGGAAUUCGUUCUUCAAGUGUCUUCUGAGUUUUUGUAAGAAAAUGACUUUUAUUCUACCACAGCAUGGCCUCUGAGCAGUGUUCUCAUGAACACAAGCAGAAGAGUAUGAAUUGCACACAACUGAUUGAUGGGUCACCUUCACAAUCCCUUGAAGGGAUUAUUUGUUGAAAUGUAAGUAAGUGGUUCCUUUGACAAUUCCUGUACUUAGGGAAAUUUGGAAUAGCAUACCUGCCGGAGUGUAACUAUAUCACCUGACCUACUGUUGCACGCGUCUGAGUAUCUUUAGGUUUUCUGGUUUUCUUUUUUAAAAGGAAAAAAAGAAAGGCCCACAAAGAAUAUCAAGAUAAGCCCAUCUUUUGUAAUUUCCUCCUCUCAAAUAGUCAAAAGAAUGAGAAGCAACCAAACGCCCAGAAUCUUGGAUCUUUCACAGGAAAAUAUUGUAAAUUCACAUGUAGCUACAAUAUGUGACUUCAUAUAUUUUUUUCAAAAACAUGGUGUAGCUAAGUGUAAGAAAUUAUCAUUGGGUCAUGGUUUUACUGCAGCAUUAAAGAAAAUGCCAAGGGCUCUGAUGGCUUGUGCUGAUGGACCUGGUUGUGGGCGAUUGAAUUCAUGUCUUACCACCAUCAUUUCAGAACUGUCAGACUUAACGCCAUUCAACACCAUUAAACAUAAACUCUGAUAGAAAAGACACAAACCCUGUUUACAGACUUCAUGAUUUCAGGCGAUUUGAAGUCUCAGUCAUACUUGGUGUGUUGCAUACCUUUUGCUUCUCUCCCCAGUGGCAUCGUCAGCCUCCUCCUAUCUUUUAAGACCACAGUAAUAUGAUGCCACAGCUGGCCGAUCCGUGGCUUCUGUUAUUUCAGCACAAGAACAUUUGGCAGAGGCCAUUACAAUAGAUAGCCAUUAUGGGCAAAGAUACAGGAAUCCACAAACAAAAUCAAUCACUUCAAAUGGCCCAUAAAAAGAGGAAUCUCACAUUUAAUAUUCUACAGUAAAUAUUCACCCAAGAAAACGCCCAUUAAAAGAACAUUAGGAGGUAAAUAUUCAGUGUGCUGUGUGGGGACUUGGCUGUGUGAUUCCUAUUUCCACAAACAGGCUGUAGGGAGCUAAGCCCCAUACUUUACUCACCCCACUCUCUACUCCUUAGGGCGAGGCGUAAAAACAGACUGAUUCAGGGACACACAGGUCCUGACAGCACUGAGUUCAGUGCUUCAUAAAACUAAAUGCAAACAAACAGCCCUAAAGGGUAAGCUGUGUGGCCUCUCGGAAUCCUUAGGUUAGUACCGGAUUUGUGUUCUAGAGACAUGGCACCUGUCUCCCAGUCCUCUCUGUCUCUGAGCCAUCUGAACGACAUCAGAACAGACACAGAUAAUUUCAUAUCGAAAUAAAUACUAUAUUUCAACUUCAAAGGACUAUUUAGAAGGUAAAUGAAUGGUAGGAAGUGAAAGAAAAUGUAGAAAUUCUGUUAGGAUGAAGACAGGGCUGUUUAAAUACCUUUGUACCUAUUUUGUACCUCUCCAGACAUUUGCCAUGGGUGCGUGACCCUGGGUGAGCGACCCUGAGACUCCCAGAGGGAGUCCUACCCUGACAGAAGGUCCAAGCCUCUCUCCUGUUCUGCACAUUUCACACCCACUAGUCUUUUCCUUCAUCCUCCUGCUUCUCUUGAGGCCCCAUCUCCUUGUCAUCACCCUCUCCAGAUCCUUCUGUCUUCUAAAAAGCUCCAGUGUUGUGUUGGUGAGGUCUUCCCGGUGGGCUGUUAACUCUAGACCUGUGUAGGAACAGACUUGGUGUAGGGUCUCCUACAGCAGUAGCAUGGUGGGUGCCGGAGUCUACCCCACUACAAGACAAAGGUACAGGAGCUAUGUGCCUCCUGGCUGGCCUAGACUGGGAAAGGAAGGAGUUUACGUCCUAAAUGAAGGGUCAUCUUGGACAAAGCAGGACAGAAUGUCAUCCUCUCUGAAGUUUCUCAAAAACAAAACCCUAAAAAACUAAAAUGUGAAGCCUGAGGAGGUGGGACAAGAGGAGUUAUAGAUGGCCUAGGUUUUAGCACACCAGAAGAUGUCCAUCGGAAGUGGAAAGGGUGAGGCUGUUCCGAAGGCUUUGAAGGUGAGAGCUCACUCCCCCACCUACUCAGGGUAUUGAAAUGUACAUGAAAAUAAAAACAGACUGAGAUCCUGUUUUGUACUUGUGCCCCAGUAUGACAUGCUACCUUGAUUGUCCUGUGUCUUUCUAUGUGUGUGUCUGUUAGACUAGAUUGUAAGCUCCUUGAGGGCAGGGGCUGUCUCUCCUUUGUCUUUGUAGCCCCACACCUAGUACAGUGCCUUGCACACAAUAGGCGCUCAAUAAAUGUCUGUUGUUGAUGUUGACCACUUUAA
Messenger RNA from Peromyscus maniculatus bairdii (prairie deer mouse), 5332 nucleotides. RefSeq names its product ST6 N-acetylgalactosaminide alpha-2,6-sialyltransferase 5 (gene St6galnac5). The record is from RefSeq and is a predicted model, not a curated record. Gene Ontology annotation, molecular function: alpha-N-acetylgalactosaminide alpha-2,6-sialyltransferase activity. Lineage: Eukaryota; Metazoa; Chordata; Mammalia; Rodentia; Cricetidae. Gene Ontology annotation, biological process: ganglioside biosynthetic process; oligosaccharide metabolic process.